AUCUAAGGUCUUGUAUUCCUCCAGCUUAUACUGCUGAGACCCUGUUCUCUCAUCACAGUUGUGUUCUAUAUUUUGAGCAAUCUGGCAUCAAACAUUCAGCAGAGAAUGCUUGCCACAUUCUUUCCAAUCUUUCCCUCCAUAUUCGUGACCCGUUUCACUCCUGUAGACAGAUAUCGUUGCUCACAGCAAUGGCUCCCUGAACUUUUUCUGUUCCCUCCAUACUCUAUGCCCUCACAAUAUCCACCUCUACAGCUCAUUAACUCAUCAGGGUAACAAACUACAAUUAAUUCUAACCUUGUGAAUUAUGAAAUUAGGAAUAACAGUCAUCAUCAUCAUCAUUGUUUAAUGUCCGUCUUCCAUGCUAGCAUGAAAUUAGGAAUAAAAAAUUUUCAAGCCUUCCAAGUAUAUUGAGAGAUUUUUCUUAAGCCUUAAUAGUUUUAAAAAUGCACAGAGGUAGAAGGACAGAUACAAAUAAUGAUUACAGUGAAAGAAUCUUCUGGAACUACCAACAACACACAAUCUUUAAAUUGUAAAAUAACGAAUUUAACAGACACACACUUGAAAUGCGAACAUAUUUGGUGGGUGCAAGAAAUAGACCAGAACACGCAUGAAGAAGUGGUUUUGACCAUUAGUAAACAACCUAAAUUCCAAAAUGGAUAUUUUUCAAGAAUCGAAAUAAUUGACAGACAUACAGCACAGGUUUUCAGCUGCAGAGCUUUGUGUAACUUGCAGACAUUUACUGCCACCUGUCAUCUUCCAGAGAAAAAAGAGACAUCAGUGGAAUGCUCAACCCAUUUCUUUGCCACGUCCAAAAAAAUUGGUCAGAUUCCGAAUACAGAAACAGAAUUGAUUCACCUGAAGAGGGUUUUAAACAUUUUGGUUUUCGCACUGUGUGUUUUAAGUAUCAUUAUAAUUCUGAAUUUCAUUAAUUGUGUCUUCAAGAAGUUCCGCAAAAAGAAAGCAAAAAAAUCUUCAGGAAUGGAAGAAGAUACGUCAGACGAUGUUGAUGAUACAGAGAAAGAUGAGUUGGAGACAAACAAAUUGCUUGAUGAGGAAGUGAAACCUGCCUAUAAACCUCACACAAGACCAAGUAUUUUGUUAAAUGGACAAUUGUUGUUUGAAGGUGACACACCAUUUGCUAAAGUGACAUACAAGUCUGAUAAACCAGUGAUUUCCUUUGUUGAUAAUACAACGGCCCUUCAAAACUGGGACCCUGGAGUCUCAUGUUUUACUCUGGCACCCAGUGAAAGUGAUUCUAAUGAAGAAUACAUUGAAAAGAACACAGAUUUGCUUGUCCCAGACAAUGAUUACUAUGAAAGGGACCGUUCUGCAUCAUGUCCUGAGGUCCUCCAAAGCAUUUUCUAAAUCAAGUUUGAAGUGAGUGCUUGCUUCUUUUGUAACCCUUUUGGCACCAACUGAACCAUUUUCGUUUCAAUGAUACAAACUUCCUGUUUUUAAAGUACACUAGAUUUACAUCUUUCCACCGAAAUUUCAUGUAAUAUUUCAAACACCAACAUAAUAUGACAAUUAUUUUACAAAAAGUUCCUAGUUAUAAUCAAAAUUUAUUAAAACAAAGGCUGUGUAUUUUAACAAAAGUAUGCUGACAAAAGGGUUAAAACUAUUUAUUUAGGCAUUAUAAAUACCUUAUAGUGCUUACUGCCAUCUUCCUAUAUUUUGGUUACCGAUUUAGCAUUUGGUACCAUAAAAUAAAAACACUCUUAUUAUCUGUAGUUAUAAGUGGAGAUUUGCAAUCAGAGUAUAAAAGCAGCAUGUGAAUGUGUGUGUGUGUGUGUGUGUGGUUGUUCUGUUAAUAAUGACAAUGAAGAAGCUAAAAAGUUGAAAAAGAUAACCGUUUCCAGAGAGUAUGGUAGUUGCAUGUUUUGUACAAAGCUAAAUGGUGUGUACAGGUGACCCUUGGAGUACACGACUGAUUAGGUCCAUCGGUCAAGUGUAAAUCAAAAACCAUGUCAAAACAAGGGAGAUAAUAUUUCUAAUGUUAAUAAGAAAAACACAGCUGAAACAGUUAUUUAUUCAAACAGAUAUAACACAACUAUAUAACAGCAGUAGCAGCUGAGUGGUAAGUAGCUUGUCUACCAACCACAUGGUUCUGGGUUCAGUCCCACUGCGUGUCACCUUGGGCAAGUGUCUUCUACUAUAGCCUUGGGCAGACCAAAGCCUUAU
This is a messenger RNA of Octopus sinensis (East Asian common octopus), 2181 nucleotides long. RefSeq lists its product as uncharacterized. The transcript is spliced from 3 exons. The coding region runs from base 475 to 1365 and encodes 296 amino acids. The record is from RefSeq and is a predicted model, not a curated record. Lineage: Eukaryota; Metazoa; Mollusca; Cephalopoda; Octopoda; Octopodidae.